Oryctolagus cuniculus (rabbit) is the source of this 2525-nucleotide messenger RNA. It is a transcript of the gene TUBE1, whose product is annotated as tubulin epsilon 1. Gene Ontology annotation, cellular component: microtubule. NCBI's taxonomy places the organism in Eukaryota, Metazoa, Chordata, Mammalia, Lagomorpha, Leporidae. Gene Ontology annotation, biological process: microtubule-based process. The record is from RefSeq and is a predicted model, not a curated record. Gene Ontology annotation, molecular function: GTP binding.
CGGCGCUGGCUCGCAGCUACCCGGGGCCGGGGCCGGGGCCGGGGCCGGGGCCGGGGCCGGGGCCGGGGCCGGGGGCCGGGCGCCGGGCAGAAUGACCCAGUCGGUAGUCAUACAGGGUGAGCCGCGCCGGGUUGCUGGGCCGCGGAGCCUGUUGGCCUUGCUUCUUGCUUACUGUCCGUUCUGUUUCUUCCCCUCCCCUGGUGGCAGUCGGCCAGUGCGGAAACCAGAUCGGCUGCUGCUUCUGGGACCUGGCGUUGAGGGAGCACGCAGCGGUCAACCAGAAAGGAAUUUAUGAUGAGGCACUAAGCAGCUUCUUUAGAAACGUGGACGCCAGAGUGGUUGGAGAUGGUGGCAGUAUUUCCAAGGGAAAAAUAAGUUCUUUAAAAGCACGACAAAGUCCACCUUGUGGCUGGUUAGAUGUUAAAGUCAGCAUUUAAGAGUAUAUGGAGAGUAAAGUGUGAAGAAGAGGAAGGAGGAAAUGUUCCUACUACUAAGUGUCGCCUGCUUACAUUUUGGCUGUUUUGAUAGACAUGGAAGAAGGAGUAGUGAAUGAAAUUCUGCAGGGACCCUUGAGAGAUGUGUUUGAUAGCAAGCAGCUCAUUACUAAUGUAUCUGGCUCAGGAAAUAACUGGGCUGUGGGUCACAAAGUUUUUGGCAGUGCUUACCAAGAACAGAUUUUAGAGAAACUCAGAAAGUCGGCAGAGCACUGUGAUUGCUUACAGUGCUUCUUUAUAAUACAUUCCAUGGGCGGAGGGACAGGAUCCGGACUUGGCACAUUUCUUCUGAAGGUGCUUGAAGACGAGUUCCCAGAAGUAUACAGAUUUGUGACUUCAGUUUAUCCUUCUAGUGAGGAUGAUGUCAUAACCUCACCUUAUAAUAGCAUCUUGGCAAUGAAGGAGCUCAGCGAGCAUGCAGAUUGUGUGUUGCCCAUUGACAAUCAGUCCUUAUUUGACAUCAUUAGCAAAAUUGACCUCAUGGUGAAUUCUGGAAAGUUGGGUGCAGCUGUGAAGCCAAGGAGUCUGGUUACUGCAAGUGCGGAGGCUUUAAGGAAACGGCACAAGAAGCCCUUUGACGCAAUGAACAACAUUGUGGCAAAUGUGCUGCUUAGCCUGACAAGCUCUGCACGGUUUGAAGGAUCCCUUAAUAUGGACCUUAAUGAAAUCAGUAUGAACUUAGUUCCUUUUCCUCAACUUCAUUAUCUUGUAUCAAGCCUAACGCCUCUGUAUACACUGGCAGAUGUUAACAUUCCCCCUCGAAGAUUGGACCAGAUGUUUUCAGAUGCCUUUAGUAAAGAUCACCAACUAAUACGGGCAAAUCCUAGGCAUAGUCUCUACCUCGCCUGUGCACUGAUGGUCAGAGGAGAUGUGCAGAUUUCAGAUCUUCGCAGAAAUAUUGAAAGAUUAAAGCCUUCUCUGCAGUUUGUCUCCUGGAAUCAAGAAGGUUGGAAGACCAGCCUGUGUUCAGUGCCUCCUGUGGGCCAUUCUCAUUCAUUAUUAGCUUUAGCAAAUAACACAUGUGUGAAGCCUACCUUCCUAGAACUGAGAGAGAGGUUCACGAGGCUCUACAAGAAAAAGGCUCACCUUCAUCACUAUCUACAAGUCGAUGGGAUGGAGGAAGGCUGUUUCACAGAGGCUGUAUCGUCCUUAUCAGCACUCAUAGAGGAGUAUGACAGACUGGACGCCACAAAAGGCAUGCCUGUGCAAAAUUUGCCUAGACUUAGCAUAGCUGUCUGAAAAGGAACCCGAAAAACAACUGUUUCUGAAUUUCACAUUGUUGUCUGUUGCCUUUCUAUUGUAGCAUUUUUGUGACUCAGAAAGCCCAGUUUGUUUUCCAUAGUAUCAGAGUGUUUUUGUUUAAAAGACUAAUGAUACCAGUGAGUAGAAUUAGGUCCUGUUACCUUAUCUUCAGACAGCUGUCUUCAGAAAAGUCCCCCUUUCUGAAACAGAGCAGAAUUCUUCAACAUUCUCUUAUUUAUAGCUCAAAUUUGGGCAUUUAUAUACUGAUAAUCAUGUCUUUAAUACAAAUCUUGUAAAGAUACGACUUUGUAUUUAUUUGUAUUUCUCUGUGUAUAAUUUUUUGUUAUUCUGUUUAAAUUCUCCUAGUUCUUUGAACUUAGUGCUGGGACACAGGGGUGGGGCAGGUCCAGCGAGAGACGUGUGAGGCCGUGCAGUCAUUUGGCUUGGCCCUGCCAAGGCAGCCUGAGGUGGGACUCAAAGUUCAGUCAAUCCAUAGCAGGCUAAUUUUUAAGUUUUGUGCAGCCCACAAAUGAUGUUAUAAAUAUCCAAAUGGCUUUUGGCAGAAAAAAGGUUCCCUACCCCUGGUGGAAGGACACAAGUAAAUAUUUCCAAGUGGUAUCCACUAACCUCAGGGAUAGGCAUUCUUACAGCUUUUAAGGAGGCUUUGUUCUUUGGAUAACAACAUGCUUGCACUCAAAAAAAGAAUAAUUUAUAUUUAACACGCAUUUGUAUUAAUUUUUUAAUAUUUUAAUCAAUUUGUUUAUAAUAAAUAUCCAUAUUUUAAACAGU